Molecule: messenger RNA, 1083 nt
Organism: Lichtheimia ornata
Lineage: Eukaryota; Fungi; Mucoromycota; Mucoromycetes; Mucorales; Lichtheimiaceae
Exons: 8
Coding region: 1-1083 (360 amino acids)
Biological process (GO): intracellular signal transduction; protein phosphorylation
Cellular component (GO): cytoplasm
Molecular function (GO): protein serine/threonine kinase activity; ATP binding
Source: RefSeq, a predicted model, not a curated record
AUGACACGCUGGUUUCCACGCCCUUGGAAGACAUACUCUGAAACACGCAAAGGCGAUAACAACAACAACAACAACAAAAAGAAACGCCAUCAUCGUUCCCUCUCUGAUAUCAUCCACAACGCCCAAUACGUCCAUCACUACCGUAUCGAUGGUGAAAUUGGCUAUGGUGCCAACGCUGUAGUGCAUUCAGCCAUGGAUAAGAUCAACAAAACACCUGUGGCGAUCAAGGAAUUGAGCAAAUCACGCUUACGUCGAAUGCAGUACAACGAUUUGAUGCGCUUUGCCGGACCACGUGCACGAGCCGGUGCCCUCACUUCAACCGCUUCAUCCAGCCAAGACAAUCUUGUCCUACAAAACAAACGCCGAAGGAUCAUGGAAGAUUCUACUCCGCCCAUUGAUGAAGUUGACAUCCUCAAAUCAAUCAACCAUAACAACAUUAUUCGUCUUCUUGACGUUGUCGAUGAUGCCGACAGCGAUUCAGUGUUCCUUGUUAUGGAGCUGGCCAAAAGAGGUCCCGUGAUGCAACUUGAUACCAAGCAUACAGCAGAUCCAUUGCCUGAAGCAAAAUGUCGUGAUUACUUUGCUCAGCUAGUGGAUGCAGUCGAUUAUUUACACUCGCAAGGUAUCGUCCAUCGAGACAUCAAACCCGAGAACCUAUUGUUAUCAGACAAUGACAAGCUCAAGCUUGCCGACUUUGGAAGCGCUAAAAGAGUUGACCAAAAAGGGGUUGUUGCUGUAUCCACUCGAUCCAUUUCUGGAGGCACACCCGCUUUCAUGGCUCCUGAAUUGUUGUCCAGAGGACGUUCACCAAAGCCUUUGAAUCCUAUUCCUCCAACAGCUGCCGAUAUUUGGGCCAUGGGCGUAACCUUGUACUGCUUUUGUUAUGGUCGCCUACCCUUUGCAAGGGAGAGCUUGGUUGAUUUAUAUGAGGACAUCAGAUACACAAGCAUUAGCACCAAACAUCCUUCCAAUGCCGAUGAUGACCUAAUCGACCUUUUGAACGGCAUGCUUUGCAAAGACCCUUGCAAGCGCAUAACUAUGAAUGAGAUCAAGAUCCAUCCUUGGAUGCUGAAGAACACUUAG